Molecule: messenger RNA, 2559 nt
Organism: Paraphaeosphaeria sporulosa
Lineage: Eukaryota; Fungi; Ascomycota; Dothideomycetes; Pleosporales; Didymosphaeriaceae
Product: HET-domain-containing protein
Exons: 4
Coding region: 1-2559 (852 amino acids)
Source: RefSeq, a predicted model, not a curated record
AUGGUGGACUUUACCCAUAUUCUGCAUCUGGGCUUCCAGUUGCACCAAUUUCAUAACCCUGACGGCUUCUAUGGCAGGGACUUCGAUCUCGCUUGGGAUAGUUACUUGGGCCUUGACUUGGUCGACAACGGCCACUAUGGUGGGAUCCAGUUCGCCAACGAAGAAUCCGGAGAAAUGUUCGUCACGGUGCUAGGUGUCAUUCGCAGCCAAUUUCGCGUGGAAGUUCAGUUUAGGUCGAAGUCAAGGCAAAGUCGGGGCCGAAGUCGAAGAAGGCGAACCUACGACGAGCUUCGAUUUUGGGCUACAACCGCGAACGAAUACUGCGAGUUCUGCAUUUUGAUCAAAGACGUUCUUGUAUCUCACUAUGGAAAAGAGUACAUUGAAACGAAAUUGGCGCAAGGAUACACGCAGAAGCUCUACCUCUACCGAAAUCCACUUGACUUGACUGUCGACAAAUUCGAUGGAAACAAUACCUGGAUCGACGUGGAAAAACCUUGUUACCUCGCAAUCGCAUGCAGCUCUCCUAAAGCUCUUUGGGGUAUCCCCGGGGCGACUUUCCGCCGGGAGGAUAGGGCUCGAAGUGAUGAGAGAAACAGGGAUUGGGUCAUGCCUGCGAUCUUUGCUGUGAGAUCUGAGUUUGACUACACUAGUGGGAGCAUUCAACGUAUCUCUAUGGAGCAGCCCGGUCGUCUCGUGAACCACAAGCAAAUUGAUUGGACGCUUAUCGCAACAUGGGACUCUGCAUGCUCACAUGGCAUAGAGGAUGCUCCGGGCCAUACAGGGAGCGAAUACCGCUCUCGGCUAAGAGUCAUUGACGUCGAAAAGGCGUGCAUAGUACGAUGCCCACACAGUGCCCCGUACGUUGCACUGAGCUAUCAAUGGGGUUCAGACCAGAACCUCAAGCUGAAAAAGGAGAACGUCGCCCUGCUUGAAACAUCAGGCUUCUUCGAUACGCCUGAAGGCCAACCUGCACAAACAAUUCGGGACGCUAUAGCCGUAGUUAAAAAGCUAGGGUACAAGUACGCCUGGGUUGAUGCACUGUGCAUUAUCCAAGACGAUGUCGACAACGUUGUCUUGAACGUGGACCAGAUGGAUCAGAUAUACCGAGGAGCUCACCUCACUAUCGUCGCUGCAGCCGGUAAAAAUGCCUACUACGGCCUUCCAGGGGUAUCCACAACGCCACGAUCGGAAGUUCAACUUAAAGCUGUCAUUGGCGACACUGUAAUAGCUAGUAUGCUAGAAACUGGCCAGGGUGCAAUUGACUUUUCACGCUGGAGUACUAGAGCUUGGACAUAUCAAGAACGUCUUCUUUCGAACCGGCUUCUUAUCUUCACAGAAUCUCAAGUCUUCUUCAACUGCUCCGCAGGCUGCAAUUUUCAGGAACAAUACCACUUCAUCCCCAGCUCCAUGCACAGAUACACAUUAAAUGACCCGCAAGCCAGUUUCGACUUCGAGACGGACGAUCUGUGGGAGGUAUAUGCUAUCGCCGUAUCGGAGUAUACGAAAAGAGUGAUGACGGACUCUCGCGACAAGGUGCGCGCUUUCAGCGGGAUCUUGAAGUUUCUCGAGCGACCUUACGGAGCGCCCUUUUUUUAUGGCCUACCGACGACCUUAUUUGAGGUCGCCUUACUCUGGAAGCCUCGGGGCGCUUGCGAGCGUACUGAGCUUGGAUUCCCUAGCUGGUCCUGGGCCGGAUGGGAUGUUGAUGUUUUGUACGAAAUGCUGGAUAGCAUGAACAAUUUUUGCGAAUGCCUGGUCAGCCAGGCUCAUAUUUCGAUACCGGGAACAAAUCUAGAGCUUGCUGCUUGCGUCAAAUCACCGCCGCAGACUCCCCCUCAAUGGGAUCGCCAUUUUGACGAGGACGAACUCACGAUCCAUUACACGAGUAGCGAUGCUACAUUCGCCCGCUUCCGCUACCCUCGGCCGCUACCGCGUGUGCCUGAAACAGACUUCAUGCGAUAUGCCUCGAUCAGCUCGCCACUAUUGCACGUUACUGCGAGGACCGCCACCUUCCUCUUGACUGAGCAGCACUCCCACACGCGAGACAAUCACACGCGCAACAAGACACCUUGCAGGGACGGCGCUCACGAGCUUUGCUACCUCGCUAUCCUCGAUGCUCAGAAUCACACAGCCGGCACUAUAAUCGUGAGCGGGCGUCUUCUCCCUCAGCUGGCGAACAAGACACACAGUUUCCUCGCUAUCGCACGCUCCACGCUAUCCCGCAUGGACAACGACGCGUCUUGGGAUGCCACAAACAAAAGAUUUACCUUCUGGACAGAGCAAAGCCCCGAGUCGCAGCAACAGAGCACACUUCUACUAGAAGACGGUCCUUCACUCGGUACGAAAUUUGAUUGGUCGGUAGGUGCCGACGAAGAUCAAACCCCCAACGACGACUUCUUCGAUGCUAGGUACUUCAGUGCUGGCGUUUACUGGCCAGCGAUAGAUGUGCUGCUGCUUUCGGAGGAGAAGGACGGAGUGGUUGAGCGGUUGGGUGUUGGGAAGAUCCAUGUCGAUGCAUUUGAGCCUAUCGCACAGCUUGAGCAAAUCUGCUUGGGGUAA